Salarias fasciatus (jewelled blenny) is the source of this 2227-nucleotide messenger RNA. RefSeq lists its product as uncharacterized. The transcript has a single exon. Lineage: Eukaryota; Metazoa; Chordata; Actinopteri; Blenniiformes; Blenniidae. The record is from RefSeq and is a predicted model, not a curated record. The coding region runs from base 800 to 1420 and encodes 206 amino acids.
AAGUUAUUAUAUAACUCAUGAAGGUUUAUCAAAAAUAUUGAAUCUGUGUGUUGACUCGGUGCACAGAUCAUCCUUUCCACAUGGGUGCGCGCAGUGUAAACUCUCUCCAGCGUCACUUGGACAAGCGCUCAUCCUCCCGACAACAACAUCCUGCUCUUCUCCAUGUGCGUCCUGAUGUGGAGGUGAUUUUUUUCUCCUUUUUUUUUUUUUUUUUUUUUGGUUUGUUCUCGGGCUGCUGCACAGCUGCUGCUUCUUUAAGAGCCACCGCCCGCCCCCUCUCCUGUAUUUUUAGCUGAGCCAGCCACUUCAUUUGCUGGAUAAGACAGACAGUUGUGUACCGCCGUAUGAUCCCACUUAAUCGUUUUUUGUUUUUUUUUUUUUUUCAAAUAAAUGACACCGAAUCGCACACUGCGGAUCCGCCGCGGGCCUACAGCCAGCUGUUCCCGGGAAACCUCGCGCGCCGGGCAGACGUUUUUGUCCCGCCGCCGCUGUCGGAUGCUGAAACGCGCAGUCACCCGGUGGAUGGAUGCUGGAUGUCCGUUAUGAAACGCGGUGCUGCACCGGGAGCCGAGCAUGAGGCGCAGCGCUCCUCACCUCGGAUGAAUUACCAGCAGUUCAUUUAGCUGCAAAAAAAAAAAAAAAAAAAAAAAAAAAAAAUCAUAAUAAUAACAAUACAAUCUUCCUGCGGUUCAAAGUGCUCCAGCAUCUUCCUCCUCUUCCUCUUCUCCUGGACUGUGGAUAAUAAAAAGGCUUCAAGACGGAGGGGGUGGUGGAGCAUCGAGGAAAAAACAGGGGCAACAUGAGAGAGCGGGACUUCAUGCCCAAUAUGGAGAGGGGCAAACCUGCCACUUACACGGGGGACAAAAAGGCAAAGAUGGCUGCUAAGACUAACAAGAAGUGGGUGAGACUAGCCACUGUUUUUGCAUAUGUGUUGUCCGUGUCCUUAGCAGCCAUUAUCCUGGCAAUUUACUACAGCCUGAUCUGGAAGCCGACCAGUGCGUCCUCCUCUGCUGGGAAGCCGGGGGUGCCGGAGGAGGUCACCCCCGCCAACAACAUCUCAACCAACAUCUCCGGCGGCAGCAACGUGACGGAGUGGAACUCUACGCAAAGCAGGCUGCUGUCGUUCAACCACAGCAGGCAGGGCUCGGCGACCUUUCGGUGGGAGGACACCGCCGAGAGCGUGGCCGCGUCCCCCGGAGGAGCGGACAUUGCGCAUGAGGAGCGACUCUACGCGUCCUCUCACGGUCACACGGGCAGAACGGGGACGCGCGCGUCUCCAGCCCAGGGGGACGGCCGCUUCACCCCGUCCGCGUCCGAGGAGGAGAGGGGGGCGACCGACAGACCCGGCAGACCCGACAGACCCGACAGACCCGGGCCCGAGCAGGAUCCAGAGGAUGCCACCGCUCUGCCUCCGACCUAAACCCCCCCACGCCCCCGACAGGAGGCUGAUCGGGCCUCAUCCCCGUGCCCACCACCCCUUCCUCCCCCAUCCUCAUCCUCACAGACCCAAAAAGGAGUGUUUCACAGACUCAGUGCCGCAGGUCGGAUAACACACACUCUUCUUCUUCUUCUUCUUCAACAAGCAGAGCCCCCUAUGGAUGCUGAACUGCACAUAACUGAUACCUUGCUUUAAUGGAAAAGAGGAGAGAGAUUUUCCUCAGUCAACACUGUUUCCCCUUAACUAUGCGUUCUUUAUUUUGUUUUUGUUUUAGGCCAUCUGUUAUGCCUUAAAUCAGUGUGUGUCUACCUUACCUCGGACAGCCGUUGAGGCCACUCGCCCGCCUGUAUGCGUGGACAACACUGGUAGAGAUAUUUUGUUAAAUGAAUAGGACACAAGCUCCAGAGAUGCUUCUGUUUCUGCGGGACGUGAAGGUGUCCCACAGACAUACAGCGCUUAACAUCACUGCCACUCAUCAGCCGGUUUAAAUCAAUACAGCAUUACUGCAUUUUAACAUAUAGGCUGUGUUUUGUUUUGUUUUGUUUUGUUUUUUUAUGGAUCAAACCCUGGAUUUCCAGUAGAAGAAACCUGCAUUAUUGAUUUAUGCUCAGGUAUGUGCAUAUAACCAUGUAAAUGUAUUGUGUAUUUGGUUAUGUACAUAUAGGUCAGGCAUACAUCUUUUGGCCUCGAUUAACUUUUAGCGUAAUUAGAUGAUUUUUAUUAAAGGUAUAGUAGGUAUCAUAGGUAUAACUAUAUCACAAGGUACAAAUAAACAUCCUUAGAAAAUGA